AUGACAUUUAAUAUAGACAAAAAAAAGCAAAAAAAGUCCCGUGGUAUUGUAUCGACGCCUUGCCAUGCUGAUGUGAUUGAUGAUUGUUGGGUUUCACGAUGCCUUAUUUGCAUCAAAAGCGGGACCAAAAGUACAGUUGUCUCAAGUGAAAGCAACAUGAGCAAGAGAAAUAAAAAAAAUUACAUGUUAAAACCCUGA
This is a messenger RNA of Penicillium nucicola, 198 nucleotides long. RefSeq lists its product as uncharacterized. The transcript has 2 exons. Bases 1 to 198 code for a protein of 65 amino acids. Lineage: Eukaryota; Fungi; Ascomycota; Eurotiomycetes; Eurotiales; Aspergillaceae. The record is from RefSeq and is a predicted model, not a curated record.